CGAAGGACAGCGUUUUUCUUAUUGCGGCGGUGGAUUAACCACAGAUUAGCGAUGAACAAAUCUACUUCAAUCAUGAUGUUGAAAACAUUCUGUGUGCUGUUUAUUCUACAAAGUAGACAUGACGCCGCUGCAAUCAAACAAAAUUUAAACGGAUCACAGGCCAUAUCAAACAUGAGCUGUAUUGUGAACAACUGGAACGAUAACAUGGAGUGUAGGUGGGGUCAUCCCGACCUCUCCGUCACAGACGACAAACAGGUUAUCGUGCAGUAUAUUGUGCAGGACACAUCACAACAAAGUUUUCAGAUGUGUCCACUAAAAAUUACAGAGCGUACAUUCACCAGCUGCAAGUGGGAUGACGAUUUCUUGUUAGGAUUUUAUGAGAUCAAGAUCACUAUAGAAAAUACUGAAAGAAAUGAGAAAAUAAAUUCAACUCGAUGGAUUAAUACAAAUGAUAUAGUGAAACCUGCUCAGGUAGUUGAACUAACUGCUCAACUUUUACCUGCUCCAACUGCUCACCCUCCUAUAAAACAAUGCUGCCUGCUCCAAUGGAAACAUCACAAAACAUGGAACAAAAUCUUUAGAAUAUCUCAUCAAAGAGAGGGAGAUAGCUUUAGGGUUGUCAGAACAAAUCACACGGAGCAAACAUAUAAAGCUUGCGACCUCGAGCCAAAUUCAUACCACAACUUUUCUGUGGAGUGUUUGCCCGCUAAUCCAUUUUCUGGCAACUGGAGUGAUCCUGUGUAUGUGAACUUUUAUGUGGAGGAAUCAGCUCCAGAAUUGGGACCUGAAACAACUAAAGGAAGUUAUGUGACGUCUGAGUGUCAGGACGGUCAACAGAACAUCACUCUCUACUGGCAGGAAGUGCCAUUGAAUGCUAGAAAUGGAAGAAUUACGUCAUACCAGGUGCUGUCUGACAGAUUUUGUAAAGAUGAAGUGGUGGAUGCUUCUGUGUUAACAGCUCAACUUCAGUGUUCAUGUAAUGUUACAGCCAUUCACAUUUUUGCUCUCAAUAAAAAAGGAAAUUAUUCAUCUGUUGUGCAAAUUUCUUCUUUAAAAGUUCCUAAGGUGGUCCAAAACUCUCUGACUGUCCACUGGGAUGUAGAGAACUCUUCUGUGGAGUUUUCAUGGACGUCCAUUGACACAUUGAGCUACAGCCUUUACUGGUGUCAAAGACGGCCGCCAUAUUACUUCAGCUGUCAGAGCAACAUAUCUUGGUCUGUAUCCGCCCAGCCACCCACUGUUAUUAAAAUAUCUGGACCUGGACAAAACUUUAUCUUUGGUAUCUCAGUUACUAACCUCACACAAAAUAUGGCCUCUGGAAUUUUCUGGGCUGCCUGCUUGCUCAAGCGACAUGCAGCCAUCCCUGCCCCAACAAUACGGUACGUAGGGCAAGACAGCGAUAGUGUUAUUGUAGCCUGGUCACCGGUGGAUUGUAUGGCGACGUAUGUGCAAGUCACACACUACAUAGUCAUAUACUGUCACAGUAGCAGUUGUAAACAUGCCAAUAGAUCUCUUGAAGUUCCAUGGAACUCCACCAGUGUGAGGCUAGCAGACUUGGAACCUGACGAUUAUAAUUUGACUGUACUGAGCAGGUCACAGGAUGGAGUCAGCAAUCAGAGCACUUGGCAUCAUGUGAAGGUCAGACCCGUGGCUGGACCAAUGUAUUAUGUACAGAUCAUUAUCUACGUGUGUAUUAUCCUUGGAUGCGUUGGGAUAUCAUUCAAAUUUUACAGAGACAUGAAAAACUCAAAAAACAAAUUUCUGUCAUUACAUUUAUUUAAGAAUGACAUUUAUUGGACCCAUCACAUUAGUCACAGGUUUAACAGUGAACCUGAGACACCCUGCCACAGGUUUAACAGUGAGCCUGAGACACCCUGCCACAGGUUUGACAGUGAGCCUGAGACACCCUGCCACAGGUUUAACAGUGAGCCUGAGACACCCUGCCACAGGUUUAACAUUGAGCCUGAGACACCCUGCCACAGGUUUGACAGUGAGCCUGAGACACCCUGCCACAGGUUUAACAUUGAGCCUGAGACACCCUGCCACAGGUUUAACAGUGAGCCUGAGACACCCUGCCACAGGAAUGACAGUGAGACACCCUGCCACAGGUUUGACAGUGAGCCUGAGACACCCUGCCACAGGUUUAACAGUGAGCCUGAGACACCCUGCCACAGGAAUGACAGUGAGACACCCUGCCACAGGUUUGACAGUGAGCCUGAGACACCCUACCACAGGUUUAACAGUGCACCUGACAGUGUAUUGUCUUGUGCUGUGUCAGAUCAGAGCUGUGUCACACAGUGGACCAUGCUGGACACAUGUCAGGACAUGAGACCAGAGUCUCACCUGUCUCUGAAUGACACACACAUUGUCGCUGGAGAUGUCAUGACAUAUGUCAGUUCAGAUAUCAUGACAUAUGUCAGUUCAGAUGUCAUGACAUAUGUCAGUUCAGAUGUCACCUCCAACCAAUGGAGUUCACGUGUUACCAUUGCAGAUGAUCUACCAGAACUCACAGAGACAAAAAGAUGUGUCACACAUAAACCUGCACCUGCCACACAUAUACCUACACCUGCCACACAUAUACCUACACCUGCCACACAGGUACCUACACCUGCCACACAUAUACCUACACCUGCCACACAGGUACCUACACCUGCCAAACAGGUACCUACACCUGCCACACAGGUACCUACACCUGCCACACAGGUACCUACACCUGCCACACAUAUACCUACACCUGCCACACAGACACAAAAAGAUGGAGCCCACAUCACUAGUCUCAAAUACCUAGUGAUUGGUGGCACUGUUAAAGAACAAUAA
Molecule: messenger RNA, 2817 nt
Organism: Physella acuta
Lineage: Eukaryota; Metazoa; Mollusca; Gastropoda; Physidae
Molecular function (GO): protein binding
Source: RefSeq, a predicted model, not a curated record